Molecule: messenger RNA, 2107 nt
Organism: Cladophialophora immunda
Lineage: Eukaryota; Fungi; Ascomycota; Eurotiomycetes; Chaetothyriales; Herpotrichiellaceae
Exons: 5
Coding region: 135-1787 (550 amino acids)
Biological process (GO): regulation of DNA-templated transcription
Molecular function (GO): histone acetyltransferase activity
Source: RefSeq, a predicted model, not a curated record
CAAACUCAUCCCCAACUUCACCUACAACCACCACGACCAAGUCACGACAACACAUUCCUCAUCCUCACUCCACCAAAUCAUCGUCGAACGACAUUUCCUUCGAUAGAAAUUGUCGCAUCAUCUACCCGAUCACUAUGGCAGGCGGAGAUGGCAGCCAGGACUCUAACAGUACACCUGAGCCGGUAGAGAAGGGCUUCGCCACGCUCACCCAGUUGCAAAUUGGCGUGAAGGCCUUCGUUGAAAAGAAUGGAGAACCUAGAAAGGCAGAGAUCUUGUCUAUCAAACAGAGAAAUGGUGCUCUGACUUUCUACGUACACUAUGUCGAGUUCAACAAGCGUCUGGAUGAAUGGGUCACGGCCGAGCGCAUCGACCUCUCCCAGGAGGUUGAGUGGCCUGUUCCUGAGAAGCCCGAAAAGAAGAAGACCACCGUGACCACAAAAGGGCCACCGUCCAAAGCCGCCAUAUCCAAAUCCAUCACCACGAAAGCUGGUCGCCAAAGGACAGAUUCUCGCGCCAGUUCUGCGACACCUGACCUCCUCAGCUCCAAGGCAGGCAAUGACCGAAAACGUCCCGUGCCCUCCAAAGCAGGUGGAAAGGAGAACCGCGAUGAAGGACUUGCGCCCGACGGAGACGCCUCCCUCGUCAUCACCAAGGAAGGUACGCCCUUACCGACGAUCGGGAAUGAAGACAGUACAGCAGGCGGCGUCGAUGUGGAAAUGCCCGACGUGACCAAGACAGAGGAGAAGGUUGCUCCCAUCAUGGAGCCAGAGGAGGAGAUCGAGAAGCUUCGCACGGGUGGCUCCAUGGUCCAGAAUCAUGCGCAAUUGCAUCUCGUGCGCAACUUGAACAAGAUUCAAAUGGGCAAACACAUCGUCGAGCCGUGGUACUUCUCUCCCUAUCCUCAGGAGUUCGGCGACGUCGACAUGGUCUAUAUCGAUGAGUUUUGUCUGUCCUACUUUUCCUCCAAGAAGGCAUUCGAGAGACACCGCACGAAAUGCGAAUUACGCCAUCCGCCGGGAAACGAGAUCUACCGCGACGAUUUUGUGAGUUUCUUCGAGGUCGAUGGCCGGCGGCAGCGCACGUGGUGCAGAAAUCUUUGUCUUCUGUCAAAACUUUUCCUCGAUCAUAAGACAUUGUACUAUGAUGUCGACCCCUUCUUGUUUUACUGCAUGGUCACUCGGGACGAGUAUGGAUGUCAUCUUGUCGGAUAUUUCAGCAAGGAAAAAGAGUCGGCGGAAGGGUAUAACGUCGCUUGCAUUCUCACCUUGCCGCAAUAUCAGCGACAAGGGUUGGGGAGGUUGCUUAUUGCUUUCUCAUAUGAGCUGAGCAAACGCGAGGGAAAGCUGGGGUCUCCUGAGAAGCCUCUUUCGGAUCUUGGGCUGCUGGGCUACAGGCAGUAUUGGAAAGAAGUGCUGAUUGAGCUUCUUUCUGAUCCUGCGCGGCUGCCUCCUCCGGGGUCAGCCUCCCACACGCCAACCUCGGAACAACUGCAUCCACAUUCAUCGCUAGGCUUCUCGGGUCCCUCGUCGCAAUAUUCCACGAGUAUUGCCGAGAUAGCGAGUCAAACAGCCAUGACUGAGAAGGACGUCCAUGAGCAACUCGAAGUGCUGAAGCUACUACGAUACCACAAGGGUGCGUGGAUCAUUGUUGUGCGAGAUGAGCUGCUCGAGUGGCAGGAAAAGCGGCGGGAGAAAGAGAAAGUGAAAGGGAGCAGGAGGAUCGAUCCCAGCAGACUCAACUGGAAACCGCCCGUCUUUACCGCUAGCAGUCGGACCUGGAAUUGGUAGCGGAGCCGACCUUGGGAUUGUAAAUUAGCAUGGCGCUGGGGGUAUUCUGCGGAGCGGGAGACAUACAAUAUCGGUCAUUGAGCCGGCGGCGCUUUGGAUUCCUGGCUCGAGGGCACGACCUUCAUGGUUUGCGUUGAACGAAGCUCUCGAUGUCAUCAUUUCUCAUGCCGUGUAGCUGAGACAGAUCUCUUCUUGAAACGGUUGGAGCCAUCUGUAUAGAUCUCGCUAUACUGUCGGGUGUGAUGUUCAAGAGGGUAUGUUCGUGUAUCGGGCCAGAUCAGCAUCGCCACCUGCAGGGUUGUCUUCCGAUCCGUUUUCUG